AUGGAUUACCCACUUCUUAGUAGUAUUAUCGUUCCUGAAGCAUUGAAAAAACUUCCUCAAGACAAAUGGGCUGAAUUAAUAGAGGAGGUAAGAACUUGCAUUACUGAGAGUGUCAAGAAAAAUGGAGGACAUCUUGGUCCUAACCUUGGAGCAGUAGAAAUUAUCUUUGCUUGUCACAUGGUUUUUAACCUCAAUCAGGAUCGUCUACUUUUUGAUGUAGGGCAUCAGUGCUACGCUCACAAAAUUUUAACCUGCCGCUACCGUGAAUUUAAUCGAUUGAGGCAGAAAAAUGGAUUGAGUGGUUAUCCUUACAAAAAGGAAAGUGACUAUGAUGUUUUUCGUGGUGGUCAUGCCUCUACAGCUAUAUCUACAGCUCUCGGAAUGCGUUGCGGUUUUGAUUUUGACAAAGAUCAAACUAAGAAAUUUGUUGUCAGCUUAGUAGGUGAUGGUGCUAUGACGGGAGGGAUGGCGUUUGAAGCUCUCAACCAUGCGGGACAUAUAAAAAAUAAUUUAAUUGUUAUUUUGAAUGAUAAUUCAAUGUCUAUUUCUCCAACCAUUGGGGGUUUGGCAAAGGCACUCAAUAAUUUUCGCCACAAUCAAUUUUACACCCAUUUAAAAAAGGGACUCAUUGACAGACUCAAAAAAAUUCCAAAAUUAGGUCAUAAGUUAGAAUUUAUGGUAAACCUCACAUUAGAGGAGGCGAGCAGAAUUGCUAGCCCAGCUCAGCUUUUUACUGUUCUAGGUUUCGACUACAUGGGACCUAUUAAUGGUAAUGAUGUGCAUGAAGUUAUUUCAACCCUAAAGGCAGCUAAAAAGGUCAAGGUUAAACCAGUACUUAUCCAUGCUCUCACUCAAAAAGGGAUUGGGUUUCGUCCUCAUGGUAAAAAUGGAGAAACCAUCAUUGGUCCCCAUGCUCUUUCACCACCAAAGGCAAAAAUAAAAAGUGACAAAUCCCCAAUGCUAUCGUAUUCUGUCACAGCAGUUGAUGUUCUUAAACAAUUGUGUAAGAAAAAUGAAAAAGUUAUCACGAUCACGGCCGCAAUGGCUGAAGGCACUGGAUUGAAUAAGUUUGAAGAAGUGUUUCCUCAUCGUUAUUUUGAUGUGGGAAUUUGUGAAGCUCAUGCAGUAGGUUUUUCUGCUGGGUUAGCCGCCUCAGGUCUCAAGCCAAUUUUCAUGGUAUACUCAACUUUUUUGCAACGUGCCUUUGAUCAAAUUUUUCAUGAAUUGGUUCUUCAGCAAAAUAUCCCCACUAUUUUUUGUAUUGAUCGUGCAGGUUUAGUAGGAGAUGACGGUCCUAGCCAUCAUGGGAGUUAUGACAUUGCCUAUUUGCGUAUCUUUCCUAAUUUCGUUUUAAUGGCGCCUAAAGAUGGAGAGGAUUUAAAAAAUAUGAUUGCAUUUGCAACCCAAUUGAAUACAAUGGUUGCCAUUAGGUAUCCCAGGUCUUCCAUACCUGAUAGAAACUAUUUCAAAAAGAAUUAUAAAAAAAGCCAAAAAUUAAUCUUAGGAAAGUCUGAAGUUUUAUUUAAAACUAAAGACAAAAAAGGAAUAUGCUUAUAUGCAUAUGGUAGCAUGGUCAUUGAGGCAAGCAAGGCAUGGAAAAUGCUGGCAGAAGAUGGGAUUCAUGUAACUCUAGUGAAUGCCAGGUUUGCCAAACCCAUUGAUGUUGGAACACUCCGGCGACUUUACUCACAACAUCAAUCUCUUAUUGUAUUGGAAGAAGGAAUUAAGCGGGGGGGGCUCGGAUCGGCCGUUUUGGAGGAACUCAAUCGCCUUGGACUUGAUACUGGUAAGGUUCUUGUUAAAGGACUUCCCGAUCAAUUGGUUGAACAUGCUUCAAGGCAGGAGCAAUUACAAGAGUGUGGUUUGGAUAGUCGUUCGAUUGUUAAGUCGGUCAAAUUAAUUAAGAAGAAGUUAGCAAAUAAGAGGAAAAAAUGA
Ylistrum balloti is the source of this 1935-nucleotide messenger RNA. RefSeq names its product 1-deoxy-D-xylulose-5-phosphate synthase 1-like. Gene Ontology annotation, cellular component: cytosol. Bases 1 to 1935 code for a protein of 644 amino acids. Gene Ontology annotation, molecular function: 1-deoxy-D-xylulose-5-phosphate synthase activity. The record is from RefSeq and is a predicted model, not a curated record. Gene Ontology annotation, biological process: isopentenyl diphosphate biosynthetic process, methylerythritol phosphate pathway; terpenoid biosynthetic process. The transcript has a single exon. NCBI's taxonomy places the organism in Eukaryota, Metazoa, Mollusca, Bivalvia, Pectinida, Pectinidae.